Molecule: messenger RNA, 2787 nt
Organism: Oncorhynchus keta (chum salmon)
Lineage: Eukaryota; Metazoa; Chordata; Actinopteri; Salmoniformes; Salmonidae
Exons: 8
Coding region: 364-1362 (332 amino acids)
Source: RefSeq, a predicted model, not a curated record
CGUCUUUUGUUCUAACGCUAGAAUUAGUCUCCGUCUUUUGUUCUAACGCUAGAAUUAGUCUCCGUCUUUUGUUCUAACGCUGAGUGUUUUUUUGUCGUGAACAAACACGUUUGUUGACAUUGGCAAUGUAGAAGUUGUAGCUAAAUACAGCGAGAUAAUGUAACGUAAAUGAUGUGUUGUCCAAAUAUAGUUUAAUUAUCUAGGACAUGCUGUGCCUGCUUCCCCUCCCAAGUCGCACAGUCAAAAACGGCUGGGAAUAAAUGUGGAACAGGAAUCUAUUCCAAAAACGUUGUAAAUAACAAGGUUUCCAACAUACAACAGAGUUGUUCAUCGGCAGAAUAAGAUACCAGAUCCACAAGGAGAAUGUUUCAGCUUGGAAGCCAGCUGGCCCAGUUUCACUUCUCCACAGGACCCAGUACUGCUAUUGCAGGUGCCACAGGAGACAGUACACAGCCUACCCUAACAGUACAGGACUUUAUCCAACGUGUCAGGAAACUUGGCGGACUGAAAAAAGAGAACAUUUUCUGCGACCUACGAGUCCCGACCCAGUUUCAAACCACCAAGGCAGACGACAUCGACCUCGUCAUCCUCACAGGUCACGGGGUGUUCUGCAUCGACGUGAAGCCCUGGAGAGGAACGGUGUCUUCCCAGCGGCAGCAAUGGCACGUCCAGCUCAAAGAACAGCACCGCAACUUUACCAACACCUCCAUCGAACAGGUGGCUGACCCCAUUGAGGCCGUCAUGACCAAGACAACUAACCUGUGGCAGUACCUGAGGAGGAGCGGCCUGUCGGUGCGUCAGGAGCUCUUCCUACCCAGGCUAGUCUUCCUCGCCCCAGACUGCCAGCUGGAUGAAGAGUUGAGGAAGAGGAGGGAGCUGGUCUCCCACAGUCAAAUAGAUGAGUUCCUCCGCUCCUUCAGAGAGGACUAUGUAGCCUGGAUAUCAGACGCCCUGACUCCUGCCUGGCUGUCUGGUCACCUGUCGUACCGUCAGAUAGGGGAGCUGAAACAAGUGGUGAGGAAAAUGGGGACCUGGGACCUGGUCAGACUACAGGGAGGAGAGCAGCUCAAGGGAGACUUCCGGAGCUGUCCUUACAUCGCUCUGAACCGCCAGGAGACUGACACCAUGGAGUUCUUUAAGAUCAAAACCCUGUCUGCUAAUUCGCUGUGGGCUCUGCUGGGACACGCCCCUCAGGUGACGGUGAAGAUGUAUAAACGCGGAGCUCCAGGCUGGCUGGGGAAGCCCCUGACGUCCACCAGCACCAUCCCCCACAACACACAGGUCAUCUUCCGGAUCAACGGAGAGGGAACGGACGCCAGGAUCUCCGCCAGCACCAUCCAAAGCAUCACACUCAGCAUAUGACUCUUUUUACCCUUGGUUACGGCCCAAAUGUCACCCUAAAUGGUACACUACUUUUAAUGUCGCCCUAUAUAGUACACUACUUUAGUGUCGCCCUAUAUAGUACACUACUUUUAAUGUCGCCCUAUAUAGUACACUACUUUUAGUGUCGCCCUAUAUAGUACACUACUUUUAAUGUCGCCCUAUAUAGUACACUACUUUAGUGUCGCCCUAUAUAGUACACUACUUUUAGUGUCGCCCUAUAUAGUACACUACUUUUAAUGUCGCCCUAAAUAGUACACUACUUUUAGUGUCGCCCUAUAUAGUACACUACUUUUAGUGUCGCCCUAUAUAGUACACUACUUUUAGUGUCGCCCUAUAUAGUACACUACUUUUAGUGUCGCCCUAUAUAGUACACUACUUUUAGUGUCGCCCUAUAUAGUACACUACUUUUAGUGUCGCCCUAUAUAGUACACUACUUUUAGUGUCGCCCUAUAUAGUACACUACUUUUAGUGCCGCCCUAUAUAGUACACUACUUUUAGUGCCGCCCUAUAUAGUACACUACUUUUAGUGUCGCCCUAUAUAGUACACUACUUUUAGUGUCGCCCUAUAUAGUACACUACUUUUAGUGUCGCCCUAUAUAGUACACUACUUUUAGUGUCGCCCUAUGUAGUACACUACUUUUAGUGUCGCCCUAUGUAGUACACUACUUUUAGUGUCGCCCUAUGUAGUACACUACUUUUAGUGUCGCCCUAUGUAGUACACUACUUUUAGUGUCGCCCUAUGUAGUACACUACUUUUAGUGUCGCCCUAUAUAGUACACUACUUUUAGUGUCGCCCUAUGUAGUACACUACUUUUAGUGUCGCCCUAUGUAGUACACUACUUUUAGUGUCGCCCUAUGUAGUACACUACUUUUAGUGUCGCCCUAUGUAGUACACUACUUUUAGUGUCGCCCUAUGUAGUACACUACUUUUAGUGUCGCCCUAUGUAGUACACUACUUUUAGUGUCGCCCUAUGUAGUACACUACUUUUAGUGUCGCCCUAUGUAGUACACUACUUUUAGUGUCACCCUAAGUAGUACACUACUUUUAGUGUCGCCCUAAAUAGUACACUACUUUUAGUGUCGCCCUAUAUAGUACACUACUUUUAAUGUCGCCCUAUAUAGUACACUACUUUUAGUGUCGCCCUAUAUAGUACACUACUUUUAGUGUCGCCCUAUAUAGUACACUACUUUUAGUGUCGCCCUAUAUAGUACACUACUUUUAGUGUCGCCCUAUAUAGUACACUACUUUUAGUGUCUCCCUAAAUAGUACACUACUUUUAAUGUCGCCCUAUAUAGUACACUACUUUUAAUGUCGCCCUAUAUAGUACACUACUUUUAAUGUCGCCCUAUAUAGUACACUACUUUUAGUGUCGCCCUAUAUAGUACACUACUUUUAGUGUCGCC